Coccomyxa subellipsoidea C-169 is the source of this 429-nucleotide messenger RNA. RefSeq lists its product as hypothetical. Lineage: Eukaryota; Viridiplantae; Chlorophyta; Trebouxiophyceae; Coccomyxaceae. The transcript is spliced from 5 exons. Bases 1 to 429 code for a protein of 142 amino acids. The record is from RefSeq and is a predicted model, not a curated record.
AUGCGGAGGGUCACAACCACCUGUCUCUUCUGCUUCAUUGUGGCACUGCUGUGCCAGUCACCCUCCAUUUCAGCUGCAACAACAAACCCCUGCGUCAGCGCCACUUUGAGCAUGGUUGGGGUGUGCGGCAACUUCGUGACCAAAGUCAGGAAUUCAGCAAGUAAUCUGGUGGGGGCGCCUGAUGCCGCCAUUGCAGCUGCAGCCGCGCAGGGAGAACAGCCAAGCACACAGUGCUGUGGAGUGUAUCAUGAUUUCCUGUCCUCGGGCUGCAAUUGCGACAAGGGCGUUCUGGCGCUGGCAGCUGCACAGUCCACGCCAGAGGAGGCUGUCGCCACCCAGACUCGAGUGUGGAAAGCCGCGUGCAGCAUCGAGCCGUCCUUUGAUCACUGUGCAGUGGCAACAGCAGCCUCCACGGCUACGCUGGGCUGA